Molecule: messenger RNA, 1416 nt
Organism: Sparassis crispa
Lineage: Eukaryota; Fungi; Basidiomycota; Agaricomycetes; Polyporales; Sparassidaceae
Exons: 6
Coding region: 1-1416 (471 amino acids)
Biological process (GO): regulation of DNA-templated transcription
Molecular function (GO): DNA-binding transcription factor activity
Source: RefSeq, a predicted model, not a curated record
AUGUCCGCCGCCCGCCAGUUCGCCCAGCACGUCCGCGUCUCCUCCACAGACGAGCUCUCCUACUCCUCUUCCUCCAAGGACGAGAUCAACGACACCAUUCAGACCAUCGUGACAGGCCGCAAAUGUUGGAAGACAAUGAAGGGCAAAGGCGAGGUCGUCUGGCCUCCCUAUCUUGAGGCCGCCCUCGUCGAAGGUCUCGAGAAAUACCAGCCCGUCGAGUCGCGGACGGCGCGUGCCUUUGGUCGUUUUCCAAUGAGGAACAAGUUCAUCUCGGACUACAUCUUCAACUCGACCGGCAAGCGUAGGACUCCCAAGCAGGUUGGCAGUCGCCUCCAGCAACUCAGAGACACCGCCGAGGGCAAACGUAUCCUCCAGCUCUUGUCCAGCAGACACAUCGCUAUGAUGCACCCCUCCAAGGCGGAAUCGCCCAAGGACGUCGCGCCGAACAACAGCGCUUCCGACCUUCCCGGGAACACGCCUUCGUCCACUGCACCCUCUCCCCCGCCUUGCAGCUACGUCUCAAUCGACGUCAUCCCAGACAACGGCCUCCAGCAGCCCGCAAGCCUCACACCGCUCACCUCCUACGGUGCCGGCCCGUCCUCGUCAACCUCCCCGUCGCCCAGUUCCACGCCGCGCACGCUGCGUUCCAUCGAUCCCACGGUCACCUUCAUGUCGCGCACCCCGCUGACUGCGUACUCGUCCUUCCGUGUCCUCCAGAACGACCGCCGCGUGCACGAGGAGCGCACCGAGCUUGAGCUCUGCUCGUCCUCGUGCAUGCCCGCGCCCGUCUGGGGUGCGCCCAUGGAGUGCACGUUCCUCUACAAGACGCUCUUUGUCCCGCAGUUCUGGCAGCGGCUCUGCGACUGUAACGACCCGACGUCGUACACGAUCGUCCAGGAAAUUGUUCGCUCGUGCAACCCGUCACAGUCUGCCCAGACGCCCGUUGAGGAGGUCCUGCUGUCUGUCGUCUACCAGUUCAACAGCCCCGCCUCGACGCCGCCGCUCUCCCCGCAGGCGAGCAGCUUCGGCGACGCUGAUCCGUCCCCCUUCUCGGCCGAGUCCAGCCCCGAGGUCGGCUCCGAGUUUGACGAGCUCCUGAUGUACGGCGCGCUGGAAAGCCCGGCCACGGUGCAGACCGCGUCAAGCGGCCACGGCGGCUUCGCCAGCAUCGCUGGUACGCCGCAGCUGCUCCAUCGCGACGACGAGGGCUACGUGAGCCUCCCGCCGAGCCCGCUAAACCUCAACUCGCCGUCAGACUGGAAGUUCGCGGGCGCGCCUGCUGCUGGGAUUGCGCAAGAUCCCGCGCAUGCGGCGCUGUGCGGUGUGGGGACCUACCCUCCCUUCCCCGCUGCCCCCAACUGCUUCGACGCCGCGCCCCUCCAGCAUUAUAGUUAUGAUGCCUAUGCUGCCGUAUGA